This is a messenger RNA of Fusarium redolens, 771 nucleotides long. RefSeq lists its product as uncharacterized. The record is from RefSeq and is a predicted model, not a curated record. The transcript has a single exon. The coding region runs from base 1 to 771 and encodes 256 amino acids. NCBI's taxonomy places the organism in Eukaryota, Fungi, Ascomycota, Sordariomycetes, Hypocreales, Nectriaceae.
AUGAAGAUGACGGCCGCCAUAGAGAGCAUUAUGGAGUCGAACUCGGUUGAGGACGAUGAACUGGAUGAGAUCCUGGUGGUAGUAAAAGGGAUAUACCUAGAGCACAUAAGAGACCUCGAAGAGGCUGUAGAAGUAGGCGGCGCCAUGCCUACCCUUAUAGAGGGUAAUACUGGGGCAUUUGAAUGUAUACUUCAACCGUCAUCUCUGCUGAUGCAUAGGUACGAUGGGACUGCCAUGAGAGACAGUGUCUAUGAGCAGAUGAUACUCAACAGAUUCGACGGCACCGCUCAGGCGAGGAACCCAAGGGAGCCCAUAGGCAACCUGCCUAGCGCAUCUAUAGCUACCAAUACCGUCAACAAAACCUCCCCAAAUACCUUCACGACGGCAUGUGAGCCCAUCGACAUGAUGACGAGACCAUCUGCUCUACCUCCUCCUGAUCAGCUCGUUAACCAGGACGUCAAGAAGGUGGCCACCGAUGUGUUCUUAAACGCCAUAGCCACGAAUAGUAGCUACAAUAUGGUCGAUGUGAUAGAUAUGGGCGUUGUAGACGUUGGUAGGGCUGAUCUCACUCUCUUAGCCACGGUGUCUGUGGGUACCACCACGCAGCUGAUGAACGACACCCCUAUCGCAGAGCACAUGUACGAGCCCCUGAGCAUCUCCGGGUACUUAGCCACAAACCCCGACUCGGUGGUCUUCCUGUUCACCUCUGCGACCUUCGACUUGACUUUGGCCCUCGCCAUAUUCAUCUUCAUACUCAUAGUCAUGGCCUAA